Molecule: messenger RNA, 4068 nt
Organism: Talaromyces proteolyticus
Lineage: Eukaryota; Fungi; Ascomycota; Eurotiomycetes; Eurotiales; Trichocomaceae
Product: putative non-repetitive nucleoporin
Exons: 5
Coding region: 1-4068 (1355 amino acids)
Biological process (GO): protein import into nucleus; transcription-dependent tethering of RNA polymerase II gene DNA at nuclear periphery; protein localization to nuclear inner membrane
Cellular component (GO): nuclear pore; nuclear pore inner ring
Molecular function (GO): structural constituent of nuclear pore
Source: RefSeq, a predicted model, not a curated record
AUGUCCUAUCCAGCUCUGACGCCGACUAGACCUCUGCCUGGAACAUAUUUUCAAACGCCUGCCCCCCCUGCUGUCAACAAUGGGCCGCUUUUCCCAAGCAGAACGCCCUCGGCGUCUGCCGCGCGAUCAGAAUCAUCUUCGUUCCUCCACAGGUUGUCUCCAGCAGCUCCAAGUGCGAGAAGCGAGACUUUGAGUACACGAGAGCGCGCAGCGCAAACGAUAAAUGAUACUCUUACGCAUGAAUCUCGAUAUCCGGAUCUAGACAGCUAUCUGUCUCAAGGUUUCUCCUCGGAUUAUGACAUCCCCUCCCAGCCAGCGUGGGCUCCUUUUCACAAAGUCAAGAUGUACAAUAUCCCGGACCAAAUCUUCGAUCAGUACAAUCGCGCACAAGUGUCGACGAGUAUGGGCUUGUUUGCUGAGUUGAACCACGCCUGGGUUGCUAUUGACAAUGCGCUCUAUCUAUGGGACUACACCCACCCAAACCCGCAGCUUGUUGGAUACGAGACCCAGGCAAGUAGCGUAAAUUCGGUUAAGCUCGCGAAACCUCGCGCCGGGGUCUUCUUGCCAUCGAUAACCCAUGUUCUCGUGAUCUCUACAGCAGCAGAGAUUAUCUUGCUAGGAAUGGGAUGUGAGAUAGUCGCUGGAGGCGCGAAGCAAGUGACAUUGUAUCAGACAGGCAUGUCGACUUCAAUUCGAGGGCUUGAUAUUCAUGUGAUUGCCACGUCAGACUCGACUGGAAGGAUAUUUUUCGCCGGAUCAUCUGACAACGAUGUUUAUGAAUUCACAUAUCAACAGGAGGAGAAAUGGUUUCAGGGUCGUUGUGGGAAAGUCAAUCAAACAAGCUCACGAUUCUCAUCUUUCUCGCCGUCUCUCGCUUUCGCCCCGAAGCAGAUGGAGCAUGUUGAGCAAAUGGUAAUGGAUGAUACUCGCAACCUACUCUACACACUCUCGUCUUUGUCUACCAUUAGAGUUUUCCAUCUAAAGCCCGACGGUACAUUGGCUCUCGCUAUCACGAAACCAGCUAUCGACAUAUAUUCGAAUAUCGGUCACAUUAUUCCUACGAAUGAGACGCUGCAUCCCAAGGUGAAGAUUGUGUCUAUCAGUCCCGUGCCGACACCCGAAGCGUCGCGAUAUCAUCUAGUAGCUACGACAGCAACUGGCUACCGCAUUUACCUGAGCGCUACAGGAUCAUACAGCUGGUCGUCGGCUCCCAGCGGUACUAGUCCUCCGACAAGCAUGCAAGCACAUUUCGUUAAGACUCCACCAUUCGACAGCCCUUCGAUCGCUGGUGGCACUAGUGGUUCAAUGAUGCAAUUUCAACAACCUGCACCUGGAGCUACGGUCGCUAUUAAGUCCCUUGAUCCUACGCGUAUGGCUCAACGAUUUCCUCCAGGUUUUUUCUUCUGUUUCACAUGCAAAGACCCUUCACAGAAAGAAGAUACCUUGUUUGUCUCUGCACCUGACUCGGGCAGAAUUGCCCGCGCCCACGAAAAUGUUAUUCCCCCUAAACCUUCAGAAUCAGCCAUAUGGCUUUCAUUAGGUAGUAGGGCUGAAGAUAUUGGUCUCUGUGGGACCCCUCUUGCGUCCGUGGCUUCUGCGAAUGGAUUUGGAAAUGAGUUGGCUAUACAAUAUGAUCAGCCGGCAGCAGAAUUCGCUAUCCUAACCAACACAGGCGUUCACGUUGUUAGACGGCGUCGUCUUGUUGAUAUCUUUGCGGCACUUGUUCGCCAUGGCGGUGGCGAUGAAGGUUUAGAGGGUGAUAUCAAAAGCUUCAUUCGGGUCUACGGGCGCAGCGAGACUCUCGCCACUGCCCUGGCCGUUGCAUGCGGUCAAGGAGUGGAAAUUUCUCCAGAUUCUCGCCUCUCGAAAAUCAACGAUCCAGAUGUUCUCGAGUACGCACGAAAGGUUUUUAUUGAAUAUGGCGGUCGCCCAUCCAUGAAUGAGAACGCUGUUGCAGAUAGUGGAGCCCCUGCAAUCGAUGCCAUUGUUCCUUCUCCACGUCAUACUGGCAUUGCACUGUACAUGUCCCGCCUCCUUCGAUCUAUCUGGAAGAAGGAAAUUGCUAUCACCAAACCAUCAAAGACUGGGCCUAUAGAGGUAACACCUUCUGUGAGCAUAUCCAAACUUCAAAGCAUCCAGAAAGACUUGUCUUCGCUGCAGGAAUUUUUCAAGACCAACAAGAAUUUCAUCGAAGGCCUUAGCGGCCCAGAAGCACUUGCUCGUGCCGCAACGAAGCAGGAGGAAAUUGCUCUGCAGGCGGAGCACCGUGCACUACACUCGUUGGUACAGCUUUUGUCUGAUACAAUUGAGGGCAUCUCCUUUGUUCUUGUUCUUUUUGAUGAACGUGUCGAUGAGAUUGUAGUCGCUCUUCCUGAAGAGGCUAGACAACGGUUUUUGAAACUCACAUUCGAGGAGCUAUUCAGCACCGGAAAAGGAUACGAGAUCGCCAAGGAACUCGUCAAGGCGAUAGUUAACAGGAACAUUGCAAAGGGAUCUAAUGUUGAAACAGUGGCUGAUGCAUUACGACGCCGAUGUGGUAAUUUCUGCAGUGCCGAAGAUGUCAUCAUCUUCAAAGCUCAAGAGCUUCUUAAGCGAGCUACUGAGACUGGUGCAAACUCAGAGCUGGGUCGGAAUCUACUUAAUGAGAGUCUACGCCUGUUCAGCCAGGUUGCCGAGGAUCUGCCGAUGGAUUAUCUUGUAUCUGCAGUGAACCAUUACAUCGAGAACCAAUUUUUCGCAGCAGGUGCUAUUCAACUUUGCUUGGCUGUUGCAGGAAGCUCUGAUAAGGCCAAUCUGGCUCUUAAUUGGAUCAUGGACGGCCGUUCACUAGAGGACUCACGACACAAUUAUUUCGCGUUCCGCAAGCAAUGCUAUGAUCUAAUUUUCAAGGUUGUUGUUGCAGUAGACACAUCAGCUGCUUCAGACCCUGGGGUGAUUGACGGCCAAUACACACCUGUUGCUAAGCGACGAAAUGAAGCCUACGGUGUAAUCUCCGACUCCGAUGACGAAGUUUUCCUCACCAGCUUAUAUGACUGGUAUCUUGACCAAGGCUGGAACGAUCGUCUUCUCGCAACCAAAUCGCCCUUUGUUGUCACAUACCUAGAACGCAAAUCCGUCGACGAUCUCUAUCACGCCGAUUUACUCUGGCGCUACUACGGACAGUCGGAGCGAUACUUUGAUGCUGCUCGUGUGCAAUAUCAACUCGCACAAAGUGCAUUCACUCUUCCGCUAAGUCGUCGUAUUGAAUACCUCGGACAGGCGCGUGCCAAUGCUUCGACUUUCACCCCCGAUAUCGGCCGUCAGUCACGACAGAAACUUUUGCAAGAAAUCGGCACCCUUAUGGAUGUUGCCAAUAUUCAAGACGAUCUAUUGCAACGAUUAAAAGAAGAUACACGCUUGAGUGAAAACAAGUCAGAGGUAUUGCACGACAUAGACGGGCCGAUCAUUGAUCUUACUUUGCUGUUCAACCGAUAUGCGGAUGCAGGAGGAUAUUGCGACAUUUGUUUGCAAAUCUACUAUGUUGCUGACCACCGAAACACAGCUGACAUUCGGUCAACCUGGGAGAACCUCUUGGACCAAGUCCAUAAUGCAACUGUCGAAAAAGGCGAUGCGGCACCGUACGAAGCAGUGAUUGAAAAGGUUCGGUCGCUAGGCAGCCGCCUUCGUAUGUCCGAGAUUGUGUUCCCGAUUUCCGUCGUUCUUCCCAUGAUUGAGCGUUAUUCAUUCAAUUACCAGCGUGAUAUUGGUCCACCGACAUGGGUUGUCGAUUUGUUUUUGGAUCUAGAAGUUCCUCACGAGACAAUCUACACAACACUGGAAGGCAUGUUCUACAACGACGAAGCUCCAUUCACUGGAACGAACAAGAGAUACAUUGCCAACGACCUAUUAUACAUCAUUCAAAGAUGGUAUAGCGAGACGGUCCGGCUAGGAGGAACAGUCUUCGGCAACGAUGUCAUGGCGGCGCGAAUAUCAGAAAUGCUCAUUCUUGUACAACAAAGUGGUAUCCCCGCUGAAUACGUCCAGUUGGCGCAAGAAUUACGAGUACAAAUCGAAAACAGCAUUCGAUAG